Molecule: messenger RNA, 3480 nt
Organism: Linnemannia hyalina
Lineage: Eukaryota; Fungi; Mortierellomycota; Mortierellomycetes; Mortierellales; Mortierellaceae
Source: the annotation of a GenBank genome assembly
AUGGCCCAGAAUGCAGACAACGACAUGGACUUUGAACAGAUGAUGGGAGAACUUGCCGCCAUGAAGACGGACCUUGCCAACAGACAAGCAAACCGCUUCGGUUCUCGCCCAACGACUCCGCGAGAUGCCGAACAGGAGCCCCGACGCACAAGAUUGACUCGAGCCAGGACAGAGACCAGAACCGACACCUCCCUCACAGUAGAGACCGCCGCUCUGGAUCAGACUGGUUCGCCCAACUCUUCCGCAGUCUUGUCACCUGUCUCUCCUCUCUCCAAGCGAGCCAUCACCGCCGCCGUUAGUCUGCGAGACCCCGAGAGUCGUCUGAACGCUCGUCUCAACCGCCCAACUCAGGACAGAACUACGGACAACGAUAGGAAUGAACAGCCAAGGAUGAGGAUUGAUGCCACCAUCCCUGAAACACCAACCACCCCUUCGCGACUAGACGCUGGCGAUCCAGUACCCAGCAUCAACGGCGCAGCGGUGGAAACGGUCGGUCCUCUUCCUGGUGGCCUGGCCCGCAGAGAGAGCAAGCGGGCUGUUCCUGUUCCUUUGCCACCCAAAUCUGCUCAACGGUCAAGGUCAAUCUCGCAUGGUUCGGGCCGUCCUCAGAUGACUUUGGACGAAAAUAGUGAGCGGGUAGUCAAUGGAUUAGAGAGUUCACCAUCAACGCCUCAGGAGACCUCGACAGCCGUCUUUGACGGCCCAGCGCCUCGCCAGUUUCUUCGACCCUAUCCAUCCUCCCCCUCACUGUCGACCUUGGCCCAGAAUGGGCAGAUGAUGUCGGCAUCACCCCGGGUACCUGCUCGUUCCAACAGUCGCAAUUAUGCCAAGUCACCGAGACCUGUCCCUGGAUCGCCCUCAAUCUCUGAACAUUCCACCCUGGGUUCCCCUUAUGACCAGCAGCAACAGCAGCAACAGCAGCAACAGCAGCAACAGCAACAGCAGCAACAGCAACAACAGCACCAAUACCAAUACCACCAUCAGCAGGGACCCCAGAGUCCGGUGGUUCCACCCAGAUCACGAUCAGCAUCACGAUCCCUGAGUCGAUCCAAUACCAUCACCAAGACUGAUAACAAACUCGACGAUUUUCCUUUUAUGUCUACACCGUCGAUCGCCGAAGAUCGCGAAACACCCUUGUCGCUUCAGGAACCACAUGUCCUCUCAACUGUCCCUGCACAACCUCAACAGCCUCAGCAGUCUCAACAACCUCAGCAACCCCAGGAGGAAAAGGAUCUGCCACCAAUCCAACCCCAGCCUGAACAGCAACAACCCGUCCAACCUCAGCCUGUCCAACUCCAACCUCAACAACCUCAACAGAAGGAGGAAGAGCCAGAGCAGCAGCAACAGACCAUUGCUGCUUCAGACGAGGCUUUGCAGCGGAGCGUUGCCGAUUCACCCGAUAGCGCUGGGCACAUUCAGAAAAAGAGCUCCAACAACAGCCUGGGUCAAAGCUUCGAGGACAAUGGACAACAGGCUGUGCAUUCGUUGGCACCAUCUCUUCUUCCAGCACAUUCUAUUCCUCCACGCCAGGCCUCUGCUCAGGAAGAAAACGAAGGUCACGAUGGACGCCCCAUUCUCCGCAAACAACAAUCGGUAGAUCCCGCAGCUAUGUACCGUCAGCAUCAACAGGAACCUCCCAUGCGCGACCGCCUUCCUAGUCGCCAUGCUUCAGAGAGACGCCCCAACCGUGACCGCAAUCUAUCUAACACCGGUUUUGCUGACUCCAAUGAAGGUGGUCGCUCACGAGAGCCAUCGGGAGCAGGAGAAACCCAGAAUGAAACUGAACGUGGCAGGAAACAAAAGCCAGAGGAGGGCACGUCCAAGGGUGGCAUGUUUGCAUGGGUGAGAUCGCGCAGCAAGUCCAGGGAUGCCUCCAAUGCCAAGCCCAACUACGAGACGUCCCAUCCAGUGCCUGAGUCCACAUACCCCGAGUACAACCCUGCUUUGAUUCCUAGUCGCAGCACAGGAGCAUUGGGAAGUCAACGCUCAAAGUCGUUGCCAAGAAAGGCUUCCAACCAAAACUUCCAGGCAGACAGCAACGGAUGGCCACCAGUUCCUCAACCAGGUUCAAAUGGCGACUCGACAACUUCUCUCCACCACAGAAGCAAAUCAACCUCCAAGUUCGCUCGUAACCCUCCACCAUUCGCCAACCCGACCGCCGUUCCCAACGACACGUCUUCAGGUCUUCCUUCCCUGUCCUUAAAUGUCAGCACCAACAAGAGCACUAUGCACCACGAUAACAUGAUUCGCGGAAUGGGUAUGGGAAGCACCCCGAUCGCGCCUGCAGUCCUCCUCACCCCCCAGCCUUCUUUCCCAACAACUCAGUCGCCUUUGUCUGGCGGAGGAAUGAGAGGUAUGGCCCUGGCCAUGAUGAGGGACGAUAACUCUCCUAGCUCGAGCGAGCAGCAGAUGCAACAGCGCCAGCUCCAGCUCCAACAAGCUCAACAAAUGCAACACCUUCAGCAACAGCAACAACGCCUAGCAGCCGCUGUAGCGGCCAACGGAUCUCCUCCAGACUCGCCUUCAGCCACCAACCAGUCAUCAAACGCCCAGCAGACACCCAUGUCGCCUACAGGCGUUACCCCAGGAGCAGCCAACCAAGCAGCAACUCAACGCCUUGUAGCCACUCGCAUUUACAUUCAGACCGAGAUCGAUUUCAAGUCUGUCAACUUGGCUCCCAACUCAACCGCCCUGGAUGCGUUGCAUAUGCUGCAGGAGCGUGGAGUCUUUGGUCAACCAGGCGAUGGUCGCUACCACGAUCGAUGGACCAUUUUCGAAUACUCCAAGGAGUUCCUCAUCGAGCGUCCUCUGCGUGACUUUGAGGUGAUCUUGGAUGUGAUGAAGACCUGGGAGGCUGACAAAGACAACAAGAUGAUCUGCAAGCCCUUCCCCGCACGCAACGAGCUCGCCGCCCAGGAGGUUGUUCGUUUGGUCGGACCUGCUGGACAGGAGAGCUUUGUGCGACCUCAUGGAUGGGUGCAUAUCGAGAUGAAGAAGAGCAAGUGGGUGAAGAGAUACCUUCAUAUCACCGAUACAGCUGUCUACCACUCCAAGGAUGCCAAGUUUAAUGGAGAGAGCAUGCUAUGCUUGCUUCGCAACUUUGACGUUUACACUGUCCAAGUCCCACGGAAGAAAGCGCCCACCAAGUUUGGAUUCGCGCUGAAGUCAUCCGACAAGAUUCAUCUUUUCGAGACACCAGAGGACGACUAUAUCCAUUACAUCUGCACCGACUCUGGGGAUUCUCUUCGUGAAUGGCUUGCUGGUCUUCGCGCUGCCAAGGGCAUGUUCAUGUACCAUAGCAACCCCGAAGUGAUUCGCGAAGGAGUGAAGCAUGCGACCGAGCUGGCAUCGUCAGGAAGUCAGGAUGGACUGACAAGAGGAAAUCUGACAGAAGAGCAGGUGAGCAUUGCGGAAGCAAAACUGGCCGAUUGGGGCAUGUUGAAUAGCAGCAUGAACGGGCCGGGGAAUAGAAAACGCUAG